Molecule: messenger RNA, 2887 nt
Organism: Lactuca sativa (garden lettuce)
Lineage: Eukaryota; Viridiplantae; Streptophyta; Magnoliopsida; Asterales; Asteraceae
Gene: EDA40
Product: Zinc finger (C3HC4-type RING finger) family protein
Source: RefSeq, a predicted model, not a curated record
AUAUAAUAAUUUUGGUGUGUUUGUGUUUGUGUUCAUCCUCCCACACCGAUUAAAAACAAAGAGAAGAGAAAGAGAAGAUCACACACGACUUUUUCUGCAACUAGAAGAAGGAACACCAACAGAGUUUUUCUUUUUCUACGAGUAUUUAUUAAUCCAUUUAUGAUCUCCCAGCUUUGUUUAAUUCAAUCCAGUAUCCACCCAACUGUUCUUGUUGUUUUGUAAGUUAUCAUCAAUUCGAUCCCAUUGAAAGCUAGCUAUAUUAUAUAUCUACCCAUAAAGAAGAAAGAAGAAUCGAUCCAGAAAAAAGGAGAGAGUGAGAGAAACUUACAGAAGAAGAAGAAGAUGGUGUUGGGAUGGAGACGAGCUUUUUGUACUUCCGUCCCUCGGGAACGUGAUUCAACCUCCAUGACUUCUUCCAUGGAAGAGUUUGAGUAUGAACAUGUUAUUGACAAUGGGAAUGGAAGUAGUUGUGGUACUACAAAAUUGGGGAGAAGAUUUGGGUUCUUUUCGUCUUCUUCAAAUCCAUCUACGCCUCCGCUUCGAUCUCAGUCGGUUUCUAGUCCGAGCCUCCGUUGUCGGACCACCGUAAAAGUACCACCGGCUCCGUCGUCAUCUGUUCCUGUCAGUCCGAAGCUUCAUUGCGAGACUAAGAACAGCCCUCGGUGUUUUCUUCGGUCGUCGACUCCUUCGUCUCCUCGCUCUCCUUCUCCGUUUACUUUCCUCAAAUCGAGUCUUCGCCUUUGCACUCGUAGAUGUGGAUUAUGUUUGCAGAGCGUGAAGAAAGGGAAUGGAAUGGCGAGUUUCACGGCGGAGUGUUCGCAUUGUUUUCACUUCCCUUGCAUCUCCGAUCAUGUGAAGAAACAAGGGAGCCUUGCUUGUCCUGUUUGUAGCUGUUUGUGGAAAGAUAUGCCUCUGUUGUCUGUAGAUGAACAGAAUCAGAAACAUCAGUUCGUUGAGGAAGAAGAAAGGAUCAGGGAAAAGCUAGCUACGCGAUUCUUCAUGGAAGAUGUUGCUUCCAAAAACGAAUCUCCAAAGCAGCAGCCAUUGAAUUUCAAGGUUUAUAACGAUGAUGAGCCAUUAGCGUCGUUAACUCCUAAAGCUCGGUUCAUUGCUAUUCCAGAAUCUGAUGAAACUUGCGAUGAAGAAUCCAUCGAUGAGUUUCAAGGAUUUUAUGUUAAGGGAGGUAACAACACUCCAAUUGAGGAUCAUGCAAGAGAUGUUGAUGUUCGUCUGUUACCAGAUGCGGCAGUGAUCGCUUCUUCACGGAGGCACGAGAGUUACGCGAUUGUUCUGAAGGUAAAAGCUCCACCGGCGCCGGAGAAAACACAACGCAGAGCUCCGAUCGAUUUGGUCACUGUCGUUGAUGUCAGUGGUAAAAUGACAUGUGAAAAGCUACAGAUCAUCAAAAGAGCAAUGAGAUCAAUCGUUUCAGCACUUUCAUCCAAAGAUCGUCUCUCAAUUGUCGCAUUCUCAUCGUACUCCAAGAGGUUAUUACCAUUGAGGCGAAUGACAACGACUGGCAGACGAGCAGCGCGUCGUAUCGUGGAAGCCAUGGCCGUUCUCGAAGGCUCAUCAAAUUCAAAAGACGCCGUGAAGAAGGCCGUGAAAGUUUUAGAAGAUCGUCGAGAGAAAAACCCGGUCGCCACCAUCAUCCUACUCUCCGAAGUCCUCGAUCAAUCAUCAUCCAUUUCCUCGGCGCGUUACUCACACGCGCGUCUCGACAUUCCCAUACAUUCACUCAACCUCGCCGUGACUGAAGAUCACGUAUUCGCGAAAUGCAUAGGAAAUUUACUGAGCGUGGUGGUUCAGGAUCUCAAACUGCAACUAGGAUUUAUCUCCGGUUCCGGUCCGGCGGCAAUCGCGGCGGUUUAUUCACGUACACCACUACCGAUCGUCCUUGGAUCCGGUGCUGUACAGAUCGGAGAAUUGUCUGCCGAUGAAGAAACAGAAUUAUUGAUUGAAUUGAAAGUGCCAUCGUCGGCGUUAAGGUCCCACCAAAUACUAUCCGUGCGAUGCUGUUACAGAGAAUCAACAAGUCAGGAGCUUAUCUAUGGUAAACAACAAGCUUUGCUUGUACCUCGGCCGAACGCCGUCCGAUCAUCGUCUCCGGCCAUCCAACGGCUGCGAAACCUCUUCAUCACAACUCGAGCCUUAGCCGAAUCAAAACGGCUAACCGAUCGAAACGAUCUCACCGGCGCAUACCACAUGCUUGUCUCCGCUCGUGCCUUAAUGCAUCAAUCCAAUCUGGCUUCUGGUAACGAAUUUAUGCUCCGUUUAGAAGCGGAGAUAAGCGACCUUCAACGGCGGCGCAAGGUUCAAGCACCGUCUCCGGCUCAGCAAGUUGGACGGAGAGGCAGGGCGGCGGAUGUGGCGGCGUAUACGGAUGAGAAAGGUGAGCCGUUAACGCCGACGUCGGCUUGGAGAGUGGCGGAUCGGCUGGCUAAAGUUGCGAUGAUGAGAAAGUCGGUAAAUAGAGUCAGCGAUUUACACGGGUUUGAAGAUGCGAGAUUCUGAUGAAAAAUGAAAAAUGAAAAAUGAAAAUAGUAAUUUUUAUGGCUUUGCUUUUAGGUCCUUGUGUUUUCUGUUUAUUACAGUUUUUACCCUCCAAGAAUGCAAAGUUAUUACAAAAGGAAAAAUAAUUAGUGUGGUCGGAGUAUAAUAUCGACAAAGGGUACCCGACGAUUUGAGCCUUUUAUAUGUAGCAAUCAAUUGGAAUGAAAAGGAAAACAAGAGAAAGGGUGACAAAAGCUAUUGAAACGGAGGGGCCUCUAUGUCUUUUUGUCUUCUUUUAGAAUUCCAUUAUAUGAUGAUUAUAUUUCAUUUGGUUUAAUGGGAAGAAUAGUUGUACAUUAUCUUACUUAAAUGGAAACCUUUUAGUUUAAAGCAA